Aspergillus alliaceus is the source of this 1617-nucleotide messenger RNA. Its product is annotated as phosphopantothenate--cysteine ligase CAB2. The record is from RefSeq and is a predicted model, not a curated record. NCBI's taxonomy places the organism in Eukaryota, Fungi, Ascomycota, Eurotiomycetes, Eurotiales, Aspergillaceae. Bases 326 to 1540 code for a protein of 404 amino acids. The transcript is spliced from 3 exons. Gene Ontology annotation, molecular function: phosphopantothenate--cysteine ligase activity. Gene Ontology annotation, cellular component: nucleus; cytoplasm. Gene Ontology annotation, biological process: coenzyme A biosynthetic process.
GUAGAUAUCAGCAUCACAUCAAAACAUACUCCUAUAUCUUCCCCUUCCCCCUUUGUUGCAACACCUGCGAUUUCUGGUACGAUCAGAACAAUAUUGCAGUUGUGGUGGCAUUGAGUGAUCUCUGAGUUGUUCAUCUGUCUCAGCUGGGACUCAAUUGUCGUUUUAUCCUCGUGCAGGUGCAUAUUGUACCUCAACUUGUGAAUAAUACACAACGUACCUUCGCUAUACCUCACAAUUGUCAUCUAUCUUUAGAGUUGACCUCGCCGGUAUCACAACCGAGCUCCAGAACAAGGUCCGGUGACACCGGUCCGCACUAUCCUUCGACAUGGCGUCCGCACCCACAAACGAAAUGACCCCUGCUGAGGCAGAGUCGGUCUACUUCAACAAUUAUCCACCACCAAAGGCUCUCCCGAGACAUGAGGCGCUGGCCAGAGCGUUCAUCAAUUAUCACGUCGAGGCGAACAGGCGCCUCGUUCUCGUCACAUCGGGAGGUACAACGGUUCCUUUGGAAAACCAGACGGUUCGCUUCAUCGAUAACUUUUCUGCUGGAACGAGAGGAGCGACGAGUGCCGAGUACUUCUUGGAAUCGGGAUAUGCCGUGAUUUUCCUCCAUCGCCAAUUCAGUUUGUUGCCAUACUCCCGCCAUUACAGCCACUCAACAAAUUGCUUUUUGGACUUCAUGGAUGAAGCGCCCCCCUCCAACACCUCCGAAUCCGAUCAUGGGCGUAUCGUGGUCCACAGCGAAUACCAGGACCAGAUGCGAGAUGUGCUGAGGAAAUACCGUUACGCAAAGCAGCAUAACCGCCUCCUGCUACUCCCGUUCACCACUGUAUCAGAGUAUCUGUUUGAAUUGCGAUCAUUGGCCAUGUUGAUGAGACCUCUGGGGCCCAAUGCGCUCUUCUACCUCGCCGCAGCGGUCAGCGAUUUCUUUAUCCCGAGUGACCGGAUGUCGGAGCACAAGAUCCAGUCUUCUGAGCUACCCGCGAACUUGAAUAACGAGGAAGCCAUUGACCCCUCGGACAUUUACACGGGUGGAAUACCCCAGGAGACCAAGCCGCCUACCCAUAGCAAGAAACUGAUCAUCGACCUGGACCCUGUUCCAAAGUUCUUACACCGGUUGGUGGACGGGUGGGCACCGGACGGAAGUAUGGUGGUCUCAUUCAAACUCGAGACGGAUCCGAACCUGCUCGUGUACAAAGCACGGACGGCGCUUGAGCGGUACGCGCAUCAUCUCGUGAUCGGCAACCUUUUGUCGACGCGAAAGUGGGAGGUAGUAUUUGUCACCCCUGAAUUCCCCUAUGAGCGCUGGAUUCGGGUGCCAAAGUCUAAGCGCAGUAAGAGUAUCUCCGGGGCAGAAGAACAGGUGGGACUGGCCGAGGCAAAGGCAGUCGGGGACUCCCAGGCGUCGAAGACCGGGGAAGGGGACGCCGAACAGGGGCAGGACCCCAGCCACGAAGGAAUGGAGAUUGAGGCGCUAAUCAUUCCUGAGCUUGUCAAGUUGCAUUCGAAUAUGAUUUCGAGGCAUAAACCUAAGGCGUAGUUUUAUAUAGUUUAAAUCUCCUUUGAGAUUCUGUAUGUAUGUACCAGCUUUCUUGCAUGAAGUCUAUAGAUCGAGAU